Molecule: messenger RNA, 1275 nt
Organism: Anguilla anguilla (European eel)
Lineage: Eukaryota; Metazoa; Chordata; Actinopteri; Anguilliformes; Anguillidae
Gene: b3gnt2l
Product: UDP-GlcNAc:betaGal beta-1,3-N-acetylglucosaminyltransferase 2, like
Exons: 1
Cellular component (GO): membrane
Molecular function (GO): protein N-acetylglucosaminyltransferase activity
Source: RefSeq, a predicted model, not a curated record
GGGGCGGGGCCGGCGGCGGGGGCGGAGGCAGCCACCGUUCCCGCCGUGGCAUUCUGGCGCAACGCCAGCGCGACGACCGCUGCCUACCAGCCAGGCCCGACGUCCGCCAGGCCCGAGCGGCGGAGCGAAGCGGUCCCCAUCUCGAUCUCCGCGGGGUUCAGGCAGGCCGUCCCGCCGAGCAGCGCCUACUGGAACCGCCGGCUGCACGCCCUCCUGAAGCUGCUGGACUCGGGCGGGAACGUCACGGAGAGCGAGGCCCUCGGGUGGGCCGGCUGCGGCACCACCAGCACGGAGAUGCUGGUGACCAACAUCCAGGAUUUCGGGUCCUACCCGCCUCUGUACCAGGGCUUCCUGCAGGGCAUGGAGUGCCGGGACCCCCCCGUCCUGAUCGACCAGCCGGACAAGUGCGCCUCGGACGGGCGGAAAGGGGACAUCUUCCUCCUCCUCGCCAUCAAGUCCGUCCCCCGGAACUUUGAGAGUCGGCAGGCCGUGCGGAAGACCUGGGGGCGGGAGGGGGAGUACGAGGGCGGGCUGAGGGUGCGCACCGUGUUCCUUCUGGGGCGCUCCCCGCCGGAGGACCCGGACCUGGAGGCGCUGCUCACCUUCGAGGCGCGCUACUACCGGGACGUCCUGCAGUGGGACUUCCGGGAGUCCUUCUACAACCUGACGCUGAAGGACAACGCCUUCAUGGGCUGGGCCGCCCGGCGCUGCCCCGGGGUCGCCUUCGUCUUCAAGGGCGACGACGACGUCUUCGCCAACACGCCGGCCAUGCUGGCCUACCUGCUCUCCCUGGAGCCCGCCAGGGCCGCCGCGCUCUACGCGGGCCACGUCGUCGCCAAGGCCAGCCCCUUCCGCGACGCCAAGAGCAAGUACUACGUCCCCGUCAGCUUCUACGAGGGCGCCUACCCGGCCUACACCGGAGGGGGCGGGUUCCUGUUUUCGGGCGCGCUCGUCCGGCCGCUCCUGGCGGUCUCGCGCUUCGUCCCCUUCUUCCCCAUCGACGACGUCUACACGGGCAUGUGCUUCCAGGCCCUGGGCAUCGCCCCCGCCGGGCACGGCGGCUUCCAGACCUUCGACAUCCGCGAGCAGGACCGGCAGAACGCCUGCGUGCACCGGGGCCUGCUCCUGGUGCACCGGCGCAGUCCGCAGCAGACGCUCAGACUCUGGAAGGACAUGCACAGCCCCCUGCUCACCUGCUGACCUGGCGGGACCCCGGAUCUCCUCCCCUUCACCCCCCCCUCCCCUCCGGGACCCAAGUUCUCCUCCCCUUCACCC